This is a messenger RNA of Umbelopsis ramanniana AG, 885 nucleotides long. RefSeq lists its product as uncharacterized. Lineage: Eukaryota; Fungi; Mucoromycota; Umbelopsidomycetes; Umbelopsidales; Umbelopsidaceae. The record is from RefSeq and is a predicted model, not a curated record. Gene Ontology annotation, molecular function: proton transmembrane transporter activity. The transcript is spliced from 8 exons. Gene Ontology annotation, biological process: proton motive force-driven ATP synthesis. The coding region runs from base 50 to 742 and encodes 230 amino acids.
UACACAUUCGACAAUAUUGGUCCCUUUCUUUACUACACAGAUAACCCAAAUGGCUCUCAGACUUUUGACCAAGGGAGCUGCAGUUACUGCUGCUCGUCCUAUGUUGACCGCCUCCCGCCAGACCGUUGGUGCUCACUUCGUUCGCAACUACUCCAGCAACGAAGUUGAACCCAAGCAGAAGGCUUCCAGCAUCGUCGAUUCCUUGCCUGGAAACUCCCUUGUCUCCAAGACCGGUUUCGUCACCCUCAGUGCUGGUUUGGCCACCUUCCUUAUCUCCAAGGAAAUCUACGUCUUCAACGAGGAAACUCUUGUUCUUGUUGCUUUCGGAGGUCUUGAGCCUUACAACAGCAUGGCUGAUGAGCACAUCAACCGUAUUAAGAACGUCCUCUACAAGGCACGUAACGACCACAAGAGUGCUGUCAAUGAGCGCAUCGACCAAGUUGGUCAAAUGAAGGACAUUGUUGAUGUUACUAAGAACCUUUUCGCUCUUUCCCGCGAGACUGCUCAGCUUGAAGCCGAGGCCUUCGAACUCAAGCAAAAGGUUUCCGUCGCUCAAGAAGUCAAGGCUACCCUCGACUCCUGGGUCCGCUACGAAGCCACUGUCCGUGAGCGUGAGCAGAAGCAACUUGCUGCUUUCCUCAUUGAGAAGAUCCAAAAGGAUCUCGAGGACCCCAAGGUUCAACAACAAAUCUUGGACCAAGCUGUUCUUGACGUUCAGAAGCUUACCGCUAAAUCCGCUUAGACUUUGUUCUUUUAACCAUGGAAUAAAUAUAUAAAAUAAAAACUAUCAACAUUGAAUCUGGCUGGUUUAUUUAUGCCUGCUAAUGAUUCUGAUUCAAUCAAAACGCGACUUCAAUAUAAUUAUGUAGCUUCAACCUCACCGAC